AUGGCUAUGAUCAAAAUUGGGGCAGUUGGAGGACGUGGUGGAUCAAUUUGGGAAGAAAAAGCAGAUGAAUUAGUUGGAAUUUUUGUUUCUUAUGAUAAAGACGUAGUUUAUUCACUUCAGUUUUUGAAUUAUGUGAAUGGAGAAUUACAUAUGUCAGUUAAAUAUGGUACUGAUUAUUAUGAAAUGAACGAUGCAAUUGUGCUGGAUUAUCCAUCAGAAUUUAUUACUUCCAUAAGUGGUUCGUUCGAACGUAUCAAUAAAAAGUCAACUGAUUUAAGAUCGAUAAAAUUUUGUACGAAUAAAGGUUCUUAUGGACCAUUUGGUACUCCGUCAACUGAUGGCAAAGAAAAUAUUCACUUCAAUUUUGUGAUAGGAAAUCAUCAAUUUUUUGGUGGAUUUCAUGGCACUCAGAAUUCUAAUGGAUUUAUUAGGAGUAUUGGGUUUUAUGUGAAGGAUGUUCCAUCUUCUGUGAUCAAGAUUAAAGAUUCUCCAGUUAAGGUUAAAGAGGAAAAAUAA
Solanum pennellii is the source of this 516-nucleotide messenger RNA. RefSeq names its product protein RESTRICTED TEV MOVEMENT 1-like. The transcript has a single exon. The coding region runs from base 1 to 516 and encodes 171 amino acids. Lineage: Eukaryota; Viridiplantae; Streptophyta; Magnoliopsida; Solanales; Solanaceae. The record is from RefSeq and is a predicted model, not a curated record.